AUGUCCUCGCACGAAAAGCUCUCGGCCGCCUCCAACGACCGCAAAGCGCGCCUGGCCCAACUGAAGUCGCUCAAGCGCAAGCAAGCGCCAGACGACCGUUCCCCCGACGACGACGCCGCCACCACCACCGCCGCGCCCGCCAGCGCGCUGACCACGACCGCCUCCACCCCGUCCACCACGACCACGUACCUCUCCGGGCGCAACUUCGACCCGGAGACGCGCAACGUGCGCCUCGGCUUCGAAAAGACGCCCAUCGCCGACGCAACCGCCACGCUCGAGUACAAGGCCGCGCAGCUCGCGCUGCAGACCAAGCAGGCGCAGGAGCAAGAGCAGAGCGAUGCGCCGCUCGACUUGUUCAAGCUGGCGCCCAAGAAGGCCAACUGGGAUCUCAAGCGCGACUUGGAGGCGAAGAUGAAGGAGGGGGGACUGCAGCGGGCGACGGAGAAUGCGCUGGCGAGGCUGGUGAGGGAGAGGGUGGAGGCGCAGAGGCUGGCGAGGGAGAAGGCUGGAGAGGAGGCGCUGGAGGGGGGGUUGGAGGGCGGCGAGUUGGUCGAGGCGAUGCAUGUUCGGGAGGUGGAGGAGGAGAGGGAGCGCAGGAGGGAUGCCGAGGAGGAGGAGGUGGUGGAAGGGUGA
Messenger RNA from Ascochyta rabiei, 633 nucleotides. RefSeq lists its product as uncharacterized. The record is from RefSeq and is a predicted model, not a curated record. The transcript has a single exon. NCBI's taxonomy places the organism in Eukaryota, Fungi, Ascomycota, Dothideomycetes, Pleosporales, Didymellaceae. Gene Ontology annotation, cellular component: U2-type spliceosomal complex; post-mRNA release spliceosomal complex. The coding region runs from base 1 to 633 and encodes 210 amino acids.